GAGAGAGAAAGAGAGAGAGAGAGAGGCACUCUGAACAUGCUGAAGGGAGGGAGGAGGGGAGGAUAGCAAGCGAGGGAUGGGGAGAUUGCUGGACCGAACGGAUAGAAGUGUUACUACAGAGCUGCUGCUGCUGGAGGACGGGCUGGGAGUCGAGGAUAAUGCUCCAUCCCUCAGAGUACAGCGGCACGCCGGACACCUUGUAAUUUCUCGUGGCGGUGGCGGCGGCAGCUGUGGAGGAGGAGGAUCUUCAUUGUUGCAGCAGUGAUUGUCUUUUCUUUUCUUUUUUUUUUUUUUCCUUUCACCACAGUCUUCUUCAUCAUCUUCCUGCUCGCCCCUCCUCACUCCUUCUUCCUCUGCAACUGGCAGCCGCCCCCCCUUCUCUUUUCUACUUCUAUCCCUUUUUUCCAGAGGAGGGAUUUCUGUAUUUCAUCAGGGAUUGUAGAAGACAUGUCUCUCUGGGAAUGAUGGUGUUGACACUGGUGCCCCCCUCUCUGUCGCCAUGACGAUGCCAUUCAGCCCCCUGUCCAGCGACGAGGAGCAACAAAGGAUGCUGGGAAACAAUCGACACCUCUAUCCAGGGGCAGAGGACGAGGAAGACGAGGAGGAGGAAGAGGAGGAGGAAAUGGAAGAAGAUGAGCGUGAUGAGGAUGGGGAGGAGGAGGAGAAUGGUGAGCUGGAGGGGGAGGAGGAAGAUGAUGAAGAGGAGAUGGUGGAGGAGGUCAGGCGAGGAGGCCUGUCAAGGGGGGGCAGAGGUGAAGUACACAGGCAGUCAGGUAAACUGGCCGGACGACCCGGCGGGGACAGACAGAUCCGGCCAGGGAACCCUGUGCACACCACUAACCCCUAUUCAUCCAACCCCGCACCCACACACCAACAGCCAGCCAAUCAGAUACAGCAGCAGCAGCAGAGGAGGCUGAAGGAGCGCAGCGCCAGCUCGGUGCCAUCUGAGGACACCCACAUCGCCAUGAUGGUGUUUCGUAUUGGGAUUCCAGACAUAAAGCAAACGAAAUGUUUGCGGUUUAACCCGGAUGCCACGGUGUGGAAGGCCAAGCAGCAGGUGCUGUGCUCCCUUACCGAAUCCCUGCGGGACGUCCUGAACUACGGUCUGUUCCAGCCGGCCACCGACGGCCACGAUGCCAAGUUCUUGGAGGAGGAGAGACUGCUCAGAGAGUACCCACAGUCCUUUGAGAAAGGGGUACCAUAUUUGGAGUUUCGAUACAAGACCAGGGUGUACAAACAGACCAAUCUGGAUGAGAAGCAACUGGCCAAACUGCACACUAAGGCCAGCCUGAAGAAAUUCAUGGAUUAUAUUCAAACCAGCGCUGUGGACAAGAUGGCCAAGUUCAUAGACAAGGGUCUGGAUCCCAACUACCAGGAUGCUGACACUGGCGAGACUGCUCUGUCCCUGGCGGUGCAGUGUGAGCCGGGUGGAGGUGAGGCCAUCCGGGUCCUUGUGGAGGGAGGGGCUCAUAUUGACUUCCGCGCCAAAGAUGGACUCACACCGCUACACAAAGCUGUUCGGGGUCACCGCCAUACAGCCCUGCUGGUCCUGCUGUCUCUGGGUGCGUCUCCGGACUAUAAGGACCGGCGAGGGCUGACGCCGCUCUACCACACUGUGCUGACAGGGGGCGACACCUCCUGCUGCGAAACACUGCUUUACCACCGCGCCAAGCUGGGCAUCAGGGAUGAGAACGGCUGGGAUGAGACACAUCAGGCCUGUCAGAAUGGUAACUCGCAGCAUCUGGAGCACCUCCUCUUCUAUGGGGCGGAUUCCUCCUCCCAGAAUGCCUCUGGAAACACUGCCUUGCACAUCUGUGCUUUAUACAACAAGGAAAGCUGUGCACGAAUCCUGCUCUACCGGGGAGCAAAUAAAGAUACGAAGAAUAACAGCGGGCAAACCCCCUUUCAGGUGGCUGUCAUGUCUGGCCAUUUUGAGCUAGGAGAAAUUAUCAAAAACCACCGGGAUACGGACGUGGUUCCCUUUGUGGAGUCUCCAAAGUACGCCCCACAGAGACGGGAGAGCGGCAGGACGCUGACAAUUCCCCACCCUCACCCCUUCCUGCGGGCCAACAGUGACAGCAGCAUGAACCUGCCAGACUGGAUGGCAGUGCCCAACGCGCCGGGGACCAACAUCGUCUCUGUGCAGGGCUAUAAACAUACUGGUACACUGCGGAGCUCCAGCAGUCCCAGGGGGGCGAGGACACGCUCCCCGUCCCGAGGGAGGAUCGGAGACAAGGAGGACCGGAGCAGGCAGAGUCGGAGACAGGGGCCUGCCCCCGCCACCACCACCGUACAAACUGCGGGGCAGCGCAGACGCCUCUACAGCGCAGUCCCAGGACGAGUCUUUGUAGCUACUCGAGCACACUCUGCACAGGGAGAGCGAGAAAUUAGCUUCAAUAAGGGAGACAGGGUCAAAGUGUUGAGCGUUGGCGAGGGCGGUUACUGGGAGGGGACAGUCAGGGGUCGCACAGGCUGGUUCCCCUCCGACUGUGUGGAGGAAGUGAUGCUUCGAAGCCAAGACAACCGAUCAGAGAGCCGCGGAGAACGAGCCAAAAGGCUGUUCCGCCAUUACACUGUGGGAUCCUACGACAGCUUUGAUGCUCCCAGCGACUACAUAAUCAAGGAGAAGACAGUGCUUCUGCAGAAAAAGGACAGCGAGGGUUUUGGCUUUGUGCUGCGAGGAGCCAAAGCUCAGACUCCUAUCGAGGAGUUUACUCCCACCCCAGCCUUCCCUGCCCUGCAGUACCUGGAGUCAGUGGACGAGGGCGGCGUGGCCUGGAGAGCCGGACUCAGGAUGGGGGAUUUCCUGAUAGAGGUCAACGGUCAGAACGUGGUGAAAGUCGGACACCGGCAGGUCGUCAACAUGAUCCGCCAAGGUGGCAACAGCCUCAUGGUCAAGGUUGUCAUGGUUACCCGCAACCCCGACAUGGAGGAGGGUUCGAGGAAGAAGAUUCCCCAGCAGAGUAAGAGGCUGAGCACUCCGGCCAUCGCCCUGCGAUCCAAAUCCAUGACUUCAGAGCUGGAGGAGAUGGUGGAGAGAGCUGCUACGCCUUGGAAAAAAAAAUCAGAAUUCGAAUCCUCACAAGUUACGGAGAAGAAGAGGACGGUCUAUCAGAUGGCUUUGAAUAAACUAGAUGAAAUUCUUGCAGCAGCUCAGCAGACAAUCAGCACCAAUGAGGCGCCGGGGACACGGGGACAGGGGCCAAAAAGAGACAGGGGGCGAAGUUUCUAUGGCAAUGAGCCAAAUUAUGCGGAUCAGUCCGGGAUGGGGAUGAUGUCAUCGGGGUUGGGCCUUGGCUAUGACCGCGGACAGUACACCUCAGGUCACGGCCCACCGCACGGUAUGCUGCGGCAGAAAUCCAUCGGGGUGCCUGAGGAGGAGAAGCAGUUCCUGCAUCCUCCAACCAUGAAGUUUGCACGCAGUCUGUCGGUGCCCGGCCCAGACGACAUCCCCCCUCCUCCCACCACUGCGCCACCAGACCCUCCGUUCUCCUCUGCUCCGCCGCUAGGUUGGAGAGCUAAGUCAUCUCAGCAGCCCUCUGUCUCCGUGUCCCAGUCCACAUCCACCUCCGCGCACUACCAGCCCUACUCCCAGUCAGUGCACUUCACCCAUGGGGGCAGGGAGAGGGCAGGAGGUACCACCGCUGGCCCCGGUGCGGUGGACCACACCACCUCGUAUGCACACGCAGCUGCCCACACGGCUCAAAGCAGGACUGCUUCGCGGAAGGUUGCUUACACUGGGGAGGCUGUUGGAGCUGGUGGAGGGGCAAAGGCAGCGGGUCUUAGGAGAGGCUACAGCACCGCCGUCCCCCCAUCCAGCAUUGCCACUGUAAUGCCCCAGCAACAACAGACUACCCAGAGUCAACCCCAGCGAGCAGACCGCGGUGCAGCUGGGGCUGGGGCAGGGGGUCCUAAAGGAGGGGCCCGCAGAGGUAAGGGCCCCCUGGUGAAGCAAUCCAAGGUAGAGGACCUGCGCAUGGGCCAAGGUACACUCGGGGGCAAAGGCUCGGUUGAGAAAAGCUCCAUCCCCAUCCCCACCAUAAUAGUCAAGGCUCCUUCAACCAGCAGCAGUGGACGCAGCAGCCAGGGCAGCAGCGUGGAGGCCGAUGCUCCUGCAUCAGGGGAGGCAGACGAAGCCAAAACACCCCACGGACCUCCUCCCUCCACUCCCGCUCCACAGCCGCCUGCUCCGCCUUCCAUCCCAGCACCACCACCUCCAUCCUUGCCUUCUAUCCGAGCCCAGGAAAACCUGGACUUUACCAGCCAGUUCGGGGCCGCCAUUGUUGGCGCAGCUCGCCGAGACAGGGAGCGGUUUCACGAAGCCCGCAGAAAGAGCGCCUCCUUGUUCAUGUCUGCUGAGGAGGACGUGAGUCUUGGGGAUGGAGUAGGAGGAGUAACAAGGACUCAGGUGUCACAGCAACAGCUCAGCACACAGGCUGAAAGUUCAUCGACACGGCUGCGCCCGUCCAAGUCUAUUGACGAGGGCAUGUUCUCUGGGGACACCUUUAUCCAUCACACCCGCAGUAUGCCUCCAGCCUUUGGUCUACCUGAGUACUCCUCAUCUGCCCUGGACUAUCAGCCUAAGUCUGUGCCUACUGACUUGUACACAGCCGCAGGCAGGCAGGCAGCACCCUCCACUACCACCACCUUUAUUCACCCUCUAACAGGAAAGGCUCUUGACCCCACAUCGCCACUCGGCCUCGCCCUGGCCGCCAGAGAGCGUGCUCUGCGGGACGAUACCAGGUUGAGGAGGGGAACAGAGCACCAUUUCACCCGCCAGAUGUCGAGUGUGGUGUUUCCAUCAUCUACUGUCACGUCUCAGCCGGUGUCAUCUGCCGCUCAGUCCUCCAGCUCCUCCUACCUGGUCACGUCGUCUUCUCUGGCCGCCACUACACCCACUGUCGGCCGCCCACCCUCACCCAGAAUCCUCAGAGGAGUUGGGAGCGGGUGGGGUGAGGAGGGCGGUGGAGGAGAGAGGGAGCGGGAAGGAGGCGGGGCUCGCGAGGGGCUAAGAGUUCGCUUCUCUGAGGACAAAACGGUCCACACACACCACUACCAGUCUCAGCCGUAUCAACCGACCUACAAGGAGAGGGAGCGCGAGAGGUCGAGGGAGCGGGAGAGGGAGCUGUCGAGGGAAAGAGAGAGAGACAAAGAGAGAGAGGGUUACAUGAGGAGGGCAGAGCAGGCUGCUGACAGCUCUGCUCAGCAGGCGGCUCAGUCUCAGCCGCCUCGGAGGCCGUCUUUCCUCAGGAUGGAAAGUCAAGCCGACGCCUAUAUCCUGUCCCUCACCCCUCCCUCUCCUCCACCUACCAGCUCUCAGCAGACAGGGACCGCUACUGGGAGCGCUGGUUCUGGCCUGAUGGUUCUCCCUCCACCUGCCCCCUCGGUCGACGCGGACGAUGAGUUUGUCUACGCAGACCCCCUCCCGCCUCCGUUAGAGUUUGCCAACAGCUUCGACAGAGGAAUAGGGGCGAUAUCAGGGUAUGCACAACACGGGAUGCUCCCUAACAGCCUGACCUCCCGCCAACAGCAGGUUCCACCCCCUCCACCUCCUCCCCCACCUCCCCCACCACCGCCACCGCCUCCACCCCCCCAAAAAGAACCAUUUGUAAGUGGGUUCCCUGCUCAUACACCCCUGCCCUCGCCUCAGGCAGGGGACUCCACCGCCUCCAGCCUCACGUCUUACGACAGCGAGGUGGCUAACCUGACUCAGUCUGCUCCCUCCCCCUCCCAAACGUCACCCAAUCCCCCACCCCCUCACUCACCUUCCACCCUGCAGCCCACCUCAAUAGCGGGACCUCCUCCUCCCCCGUCAGUCUCACCGCCGCCCCCUCCCGGAUCCUACCACAGACCCUUCUCUAUGGCCCACCCCCACCACCUUUACAACAGCACUAGCACUCCUGGGCGCUCCUCUCCCACGCCUCCCCCGCACACAGUCGCGCCUCCCCCGGCCUACCGUGGUCCCCCAGCGCCCUCCUCCACUGCUGCCACCUCCGCUCCGCUCAGGGGCACUGCCUCCCAAGCCACGACCGCUAGCUGUGCCGCUAUAACCACCACUGCUGCCACCACAACAAGCACCUCCACUCAGCUCUACCACGAGCGAACACAUACCGCACAUACAACAUCCUCCACCGCCAUCACGGGCAGUCGCAGGACAGGGGAGCACCACCGCCAUCCCCCUGCUACCAAGAAAGGAGAGUCCCAGGAGACAGUGGUGGACUCUGGGAUUGAAGAGCUGGACAGCCGCAGCAGCAGCGACCACCACCUGGACAGCAUCCUGGCUCUAAGUGGAGCCGGGGUCCGAGGUGACAGGCUGGACCGAGGGGACAGAGGAGUUGGAGCUGGACGAAUGGGAGGGGGAGGUGGGACAGUGGAAUCGGAAAGGGCGGGAGAUUUUCUGGAGUCUUACAUGAGCUACCUGGACGGACAAACUUUUGAGAUGCAGAACGCCACAGCGGCAGCCUCCACCUACCCAAAAACCAGCAGGUUCAGAGACGGGGGCCGUGCCGGGGAUCUACACAGACAGACCAGUACCGCUCCUGCAUCCUUCCACUCCCACAGAAGAAGAGAUGAGCAGGACGACGACGACGGCGAGGAGGGAGCGACAGAGGACGAAAGUGGCCAGGACGGGUACGGGGUGAGGGACAUGCAGAAUUUGGGACGUCCCACUUCACCAUACUUUGAUCGGCCACGCACUCCUGAGAUGAAGCCCCUCUGGGGCGAGGGGCAAAUGAGCGGCGAUGGUCAGUCUGGGACUCUUUUAGAGGGGAAGAAGAUCUACCCACCUGCGUCCAGUAUGAAGCCCAGCAUCAUUAAUGAGCUGAGCAGCAAACUGCAGCAGAGGAGCAAAGACAGCUGGAGCAGCCAGAGACCACUGAGCAGACACAGAUUUUCAGAAGACUCAGCCUCAGCUCUGAGCCCCCCCUCAGCUCGAUCCCAGUCCCCGUCUCCAAUCUCGUUAUCACAGCCAUCGCUGUCCCCGUCCCCUACACCGACCUCCCAUUACCCUAACUGGGGACGGUCCUCAUCUCCUCAGCCUUCAGUUGGAGCUCAGCCUCCGCGAUCACAUUCCCCGCUGUCCCCGACAUCUUAUUCCCCUUACCCCACCUCGCCCAAACACAGACCUGUCUACCGGACCAAAGCCCUAGAAUUUCAGUUCAUCCCUAGUCGCGAGUCCCGCAAAGCAGAGUCACACAUGCUCCAGCGUCGGCGAGCACCAAGCCCCCUCAUCUCCCCGUCAGAGAGGCCCAAGCUGGGCCCACCACGUCCAUCAUCCCUUCCGCUCCUCCCCACCACACCCCUAUACAGCGCCAUCUACGACCUCCGAGGUUCAAUCACCCCGCCGUCACCCGGGAACCCUCUUGGCGAUCCUUACUUCUCUCCCUCUCCUCCCCUGUUCGCCCCCUCUGGUGCCCCUCCUCCUCCAAACUCCACUUUAGUUGUUUCACGAUCCCUCUCUCCAACACACUUCCUGUCUGGGACCUCUUCUCCACCCCUGCAUCCUCUCCCUCCACCCCCCUGCUUGAGUUACCCCCAUCUACCGCCCCCUUCCCCUACGAAGCCGUUUGCCUCCAAGCCGCUGCCCUAUUGGACCAAGUAUGACGUUGCAGACUGGCUAGGAUACCUGAAUCUGGGUGAGCACAGAGAGCGUUUCCUGGACAACGAGAUUGACGGCACCCACCUGCCCUCCCUGACCAAGGAAGACUAUCUGGACUUGGGCGUGACACGUGUGGGCCACCGCAUGAACAUAGAACGGGCCCUGAGGAGCGUAAUGGACAGGCUGUCCAGCAGCCCAUUCCCCAUUUCUGUUCUCUCACCUCGGGAUGGACAGACUGAGAGGAGGAGGGACGACGGGAGUCGGAGCUGAGCUUGCAAACGCAGAGACAGAAAGAGAGAGAGAGAGAGAGAGAGAAGGAAGGAGGGGUUGGAGUCAAUGAGGGAGGAAGACACAACUGCUGCUGUCCAUGGUGGAUUCACACGACAAAUGAGCGGGGAACAGAUUUCACACAGAGAGCGACAGAGAGAGGGAGUCGAGUCCCAAAGGGAGAUGGAAACACGGGACGGGAAAAAAAAAGGGCUGACGAUCCAUAAAGACAACGGCUGGCGCUCCCCAGUUGUGGCAGGCUGAUUUACACAAGUACACUCCCCCACAUGCAUGCACGGCCACACCGAUCAACAAACACAAACACCCUCUCAUCCAAAAUGCAUAUGAAGACACUAUGGCUGCAGCAGCUAUUAUCAAAUGCCACUUUUUUUAAAAAGGAGUUGAGCAGGUUGUGUUGGCUAGAGGAGAAGAUAAAGGUGUCCUCCAUUGUGCACAUGGUGUUUUUGAAAAGUCCUUGUUACCCCUCAGCCAGCUGGUUAAAUCUGUUCGAGCUUAAGAGUGGAACCCACCAAGAAUAUUUAGUGCAAUCAAAGACAACCCCUCCCUGCCUGAGUGGAUGCUGGUUUUAAAAUGUGUCUGAAAAUCAUAGAUGAGUGAACGGGCAUGACGGUCUGCAGGAGUGAGGCCACGUCGGUCCGUACGGUGAACGUUGGUCGACGCAGGGCAGUGUGUCACGACAGCUUCCACGUCUUUCAGAGGUGACGAGAGUGCAGACAGCUGGGUCGGUUCAGGCCAAGGUGGCUCGCUGUGAUUGGUUAUGUCUUGUUUUUACCUCACCACUGGUAGGGCUCUGUCCUCACUGCAGGUCCUGUCAUCAGGAUCUCAUGUGUUUCUCUAUAGCUCUUUAUCAUCUUAAGUCUUAUAAUGACAUAUAUACAGACUGGUCACUGUAUCACAAAAUUUGUAGCAAAAAUAAGUGCCCAGACCAACAACAUAAAAAAAAAAAAGAAACACACUGAUACAAACACACACAGGCACCCAAGUUACUACUAUACAUGCCUGCAUGCAUACACUAACAUGUAGUACCACACAUACACACACACACACACACACACACACACACACACACACACGCAAGCACUUCCCUGUGUUUGUGUUAGAGUUUAUGGGACACCUUAUAUAUAGACACACACUAUAUGUUUGGAUCCGAGAUGUACUUAUACAAAAGGAGACAGACUGUGACGGGACACGAGACAAUGUGAAGAGAAAUCUCCCCGAGGAUUUUAUUUACCGGGAUAAGACUUCCUCAGUGCGAGGCACCUGUCGUACACCCUCCCCCCCCGACCCCCACAUUCUGACCUUGUGUGAGGUCCGAGGGAGCCUGGAAAGGAGAGGGGAGGGGAAGAGGAAAAACUGCCAUUUUCUUGCUCUUUCCCACCCAAUCCCCCCUGCUCCUUCCAGGAGUGGACCCCCCCCACCACCACCACCACCACCACCACCAACCAACGCCCACGCUCUCUCUCGACUAAAAUGCAGGAGGAAACGAGCAGCCACCCGGCCCAUGGGGGAUCUGAGAGUAACGCUUAUAUCGAAUUUUAAUACUAUGAUUGUUCUUACAAUUUUUAAACUUUAAAUGGGAAUACUGGAAUACUGAUACUGAUAUGAAGAGAUUUAUUGUUACUACUUAUCAUUACUAUCAUCGUCCUUACUGUUAUUACAGCUUUAGAGAGUUUCUGCCUUUGGAGGCUGGGAUGGCGCGCUUGUGCAUUUUCUGCCUAGUGAAGAUAAUCGUGUUGGUUAUAUAUUUAAAUAUAUAUAGAUAUAUAUAUAGAUAUAUAUAAUGUAGGUAUUUUUGAACUGAAAGAUGCAUAUUAUUUGGUGCACUGUACCCUUAACAAGAAGCAUUGCAACUUAAUGUGAAGCACAUUUUUAAUCACUUCUUCUGUCUUCAGUCAGUCUGUGAAGCUUUAAUCAGAAUCACACGAGGACCGUUGAGGCCUCUGAAUAUGAUUUCGUCACUCUUUUAAAAAUGAGUUGCCACUUAAUAUUAUGCAGAUGCUGAAAAUGUAGCAGCUGUUACUCUGGGGAUGCCCCUGAUACACACGAGUAAAAAUUAUGUCUCGCUUUAUUUAAGCACGUCCUAUAAAUUAUUAUUUUUUUCAAUUCUGGACAACAGCCACCCCCACACACCCCCCGCCCUCUUGAUUGACCACAUAUAUAUAUACAUUUCUUUCCUUUAUUAUUUUCUCAUCAGGUUUCAUGGCACAUUUACAUCUCAUUAUAACCUCAGUCCUGCUUUUCUCGCCGUUGCUGAGAUCAAAUAUAAGGGCUCUCUCAUGACCUCUCUACCUUGAACAACACUUCACCUCUCCUGCUGCUUUUUGAGUCCUCGAACACAUAUCAAACGUGCGUUUGACAUGGGGGGGGGCAUCAACAGGGGCCACUGCCCUCCUCAGUCUAUUUUUGCAAAAAGAUAAAAGAAGUUUUCAUUCAUCAUGUCUCUCAAAGUACACACACACACACACACACACACACACACACACACACACACACACACACACACACACACACACACACAGGCUAUAAAUGGGAAUGAGUAAAGGUCAUUAAAGGGGAUUUGUUUGUGUAAUCAUUGUGCUGCUGCUGCUGGUGGUCAAGGAAAGAUUGUAUAGGGAAAUAGCAAUAAGGACGAUGAAAAUAAUGGUCAUCUAAUUAUGGUUUAAGAUGUAAAAAAAAAAAAAAAAGUCUCAAAAGUUCUAAAGAAUCUCUGUCUUCCAAAUAAUGUUUAACAUGAAAAGGUACCAUGUAUUUAUUUAACUGUUCUGCUUUCUAUACAGUUCGACCUGUUCUCUGCAUCUGCCCCCUUCCACUGUUACUGACCUGACGGUGUUAAGAGCUCCACUCGGUCUCCGCUCCAUCAUUUGCAUCCUCUCGUUUGUACAAAGCACCUUCUGCAGUCGCUGACACGUGCCAGUAUGCUCACUGCUCAUUGUUUAUUACCAGCAUAUUAUGCAAUGGCCCUAUUUCCAUUAGCAACUGUGAAUUUUUAUUUUUUUAUUUCUUUAUUUUUUUGCAUUUCCCCUUUACAAGGUUUUGAAGUCAUUUUCAGCCUAAAAAAAGGGGAUGUUUCUGAAAGAGUAAAUAAGCAGAAUGUGGCUUCUUGAUCCACAGCCAGAUUCAGCUUGUUUCUAUCAGGUAUCUAAAACCAGUUUGCCAGUGUAAACAGGGCCAAUUAAUAACUUUGGAUUAGACAUUUUGAAAACAUCUCUUGCUGAUAUGAUGAUGUUCUCGUUAAGUGACUGGUGAGAAACUGGUGUUUUUGGAGAAUUGUUUUUAAUCCUUUCUUUGUGUUUAGUAGUUAUUAUGGUAAAGAGUGACGGGCUCAUCGUCGCUGUCAGGAGACAAAGUCAAGAUCUGAGGGAAUCGGUCCGACUCUAUAGAAAGCAUUUCUUUUCCUUUAAGAGAUCUUUUAAAAAAAUGAGAAUAUGAACUGAUGAAAGGUAACUUACAGAAUAUAUAUGUAUAUGUGAUAAUGCAUAUACACACAUUCAUAUAAUCAUAUAUGAAUUUCAAAUGUUUUAAGAGAUAAUAAAUUGUUAGAAUUAUAAUAAAGAUAAAGAAACAAA
This is a messenger RNA of Seriola aureovittata, 11451 nucleotides long. RefSeq names its product SH3 and multiple ankyrin repeat domains 1 (gene shank1). NCBI's taxonomy places the organism in Eukaryota, Metazoa, Chordata, Actinopteri, Carangiformes, Carangidae. The transcript is spliced from 27 exons. The record is from RefSeq and is a predicted model, not a curated record. Gene Ontology annotation, molecular function: ionotropic glutamate receptor binding; synaptic receptor adaptor activity. Gene Ontology annotation, cellular component: postsynaptic membrane; postsynaptic density; dendritic spine. Bases 500 to 7867 code for a protein of 2455 amino acids.